AUGACAUUAAGGAAAGUGAACAUUUCCAUCCUUGUAGUGGCUGUUGUCAUAUUUUUACUAGUUCUUCAUCAUAACUUCCUAGGCCUCAGUGACUUCUUGAAACGGGAAUUGUCAGAUGCAAAUCCAUUAGGACUUCAGCCUAUAGAUUUCAUACCUGCGGUUCCCCAGAGGCUGGCAGAUGAACGGAAUGAUAAGGAGAUUUCCGUGGUCAUUGCAGCAUCGGAUGAGAGGCUUGGGGGUGCAAUUGCAGCCAUGAACAGUAUUUACAGUAACACCAGGUCCAAUGUGGUUUUCCAUAUUGUCACUUUGAAUGAUACUGUGGAUCACUUGAGGCUGUGGCUGAGUAAAACUGCUCUGAAAAAUUUGAGAUACCGAAUUUUGGAUUUUGACCCUCAUGUCUUAGAAGGGAAAGUACAAGUGGAUCCUCAAAAGGCAGACUCCCUAAAACCAUUAACCUUUGCAAGAUUCUACUUGCCCAGUUUGGUACCUCAUGCAGAGAAGAUCAUCUAUGUGGAUGAUGAUGUAAUAGUGCAAGAUGAUAUUCUUGAACUUUACAACACUCCAUUGAAACCUGGACAUGCUGCUGCAUUUUCAGAUGACUGUGACUCAACCACUAAUAAAGUUGCUGUCCGUGGAGCAGGGAACCAGUAUAAUUACAUUGGGUUUCUAGAUUACAAAAAAGAAACCAUCCGAAAGCUUGGCAUGAAAGCCAACACCUGCUCUUUCAAUCCAGGAGUUUUUGUUGCCAAUUUGACAGAAUGGAAAUUACAGAACAUCACUAAGCAGCUGGAGAAGUGGAUGGCACUUAAUGUAGCAGAGGAACUUUACAGUCGGACUCUGGCUGGCAGCAUCACGACACCUCCACUGCUAAUUGUAUUUUACAAGCAACAUUCCAGUAUCGAUCCCAUGUGGAACGUCCGGCAUCUCGGGUCUAGUGCUGGAAAAAGGUACUCUCCUCAGUUUGUGAAAGCUGCCAAGCUUCUCCAUUGGAACGGACAUUUCAAACCGUGGGGAAGAACAGCCUCGUACGCUGAAGUCUGGGAGAAGUGGUAUGUCCCUGACCCUACAGGCAAGUUCAACCUGAUCCGCAGACACUCGGAAGCCUAUGAAGCAAAGUAGAGUCAAUUCUAAUAACUGAUGGCAUUUUCUCAGGAAACUUAUGGAGCCAAGCAGAAUUUUUUUUUAAACCAACUUGCAUUACAGAGCAGUCCUUGCCUUCUGGAGCACCAGGUGAUGCAUUUACUCAGGUGCAGCUCUGAAAUGCGCAGGUCCCAAGGAGACUCACUUCACUUGUGUGACAGAAGGUGCUACUCCAGCAG
Messenger RNA from Tauraco erythrolophus (red-crested turaco), 1319 nucleotides. Lineage: Eukaryota; Metazoa; Chordata; Aves; Musophagiformes; Musophagidae. The record is from RefSeq and is a predicted model, not a curated record.